AGUCAGCAGCAGGAGUGUUGAGCACUGCUCGAGUGCAGGAACACGCAGAAGUUUCUGUCUGUCACUGAUCCAGUCCGAUUUACCCGCAGUUACAUGAUAAAGAUGGACAGAUCUAUAGAUGUAUAGAUGGAGAGAUAGAGAGUGAUGGUGUAGUAUAUAAACAAGUCUGUAAAAGUUGGUGGGUGGUCGCGCGCGCACAGGAGGCGGGGUGGGACGGGGGCGCGUGCCUCGGCUCCUAUUUCUCUCCGUGAAACGCCGUGCAGUGCAUCAGUCACGGGAGAGAGAGAGAGAGAGAGAGAGAGAGAGAGAGACACAACAACAACAACAAACACCCGGCGCGUUAAACGUGAUGCCCUGCGGCCACUGAGACCCGGACACUCCGGAGCUGCGGCUUUAUAAAGCGAGCGCGCGCGCGCGGAGAAACCGGGCAUUUUACGCAUCACCAUCAUCACCAUCAUCACCACCACCAUCAUCAUCAUCAUCAUCAUCACCAAAGUAUGUCCUCAAGGUCUGUGCGAAAAUAAAUCUCGGAUUACUUUCAUGCACUUCUCUGAACCCUGAACUACUGAUCAUCCAAGAAACCAGAGAGAGAUACGGACAGGAGCUUCAGAUCAGAUCAGAUCAGAUUGGAUCAGAUCAGAUUGGAUCGGAUUGGAUCAGAUCGGAUAUUUUGUGGGGAGAUUUACCUCUUUAAGAUGCACUUUCUUGGAAUAUCAGUGUGGUUUGCAUUGUCGGCGCUGCUCUACUCGAACCUCGCUUUCCAAUCAAGCCACGAGUACUAUGAUUAUGAGCAGGAGGAAGGAGAUGGCAUGGAGCUGCCAGAGCCGGAUCUGGAGGAACAGUUGCGUUCUGCAGGCAGCGUCGACGAGCUGAUGAGGCUACUCUACCCCAGUUACUGGAACAUGUUAAAGUGCCGCUCGAAACGUACCAUCAGUCCUCACUUCUCUCACCGGGACCCAGACACACGCUCAGACGAGCUCUCCUUCGCCGCCGCCUACUUCAACCUCGAUAUUUUUAAAAGUAUUGAGGCAGAGUGGAGAAAGAUCCUGUGCAUGCCACGCGAGGUGUGUUUAGAUGUGGGGAAAGAGUUUGGGGCGGCGACAAACACCUUCUAUAAACCCCCGUGCGUGUCUGUCUACAGAUGUGGAGGCUGCUGCAACAGCGAGGAGCUCCAGUGCAUGAACAUCAGCACCUCCUUCAUCAGCAAAACACUGUUUGAGAUCACAGUCCCUGUGAAGCAGCCUCCCAAGCCAGUCACCAUCAGCUUCGCCAAUCACACCUCAUGCAGCUGUUUGUCCAAGCUGGACGUGUACAGACAGAAACACUCUAUCAUCCGACGAGCUCUGCCAGAAUGCCAUGUGGUGAAUAAAACAUGCCCGAAGAACCAGAGCUGGAACAAUGGCUUAUGCAGAUGUGUGUCUCUGCAUGACACACUCUUUCCCCAGCAGCACCCGGACCCGUUCGAGCAGGACUUCUGCGGCCCCAACAAAGAGCUGGAUGAGGAGACGUGUCGGUGUGUGUGUCGGAAGGACUUGAGGAUGGCGGGCUGCGGGCCGAAACAUCACCUGGACAAGAACACGUGUCAGUGUGUGUGUAAAACUCAGCCGAAGUCCUGCAGCCCUCAUCACACCUUCAAUAAGGACACGUGCCAGUGCAGCUGCAACAAACUGUGUCCCAGCACACACCCACUCAACCGCACCAAGUGUGCAUGCGAGUGUACCGAGUCUCAGAGGAAGUGCUUCCUCCGGGGGAAGAGGUUCCUGCCAGCCACGUGCAGCUGCUACAGGCCGCCGUGUCACGGGGACCCGAGGAAGCGGGAAUGCAAGGAAGGUUUUUACUUCAGCGAGGGAGUGUGUUACUGCGUCCCCAAUUACUGGGGGAGACUGGAUUAGCGCACGCAAAGCUAGCAGCUAAUGGAGCUAAAAGAAGCGCAGAGAUGCUAACAUAAGCAGCCUUCGUGGUGCCUGCUGCUAAUCAGACUCCCUUUUGCUAGCAUGGACUAGCAAAUCAGCAAACGGGGACUAACUGAGGAAAAAAUAAACAUAAAUAAAUAAAAGACAUUUGAUUGUAGCCCCAAAUAUCAGACAGAGGGGAGCGAGCUUAUGUUGAACUUUCAAGAAGCUGCAGCUGUUUUAUUUUCUACAUCAUUGACUUUUUUUUUUUUUUUACUCAUUAUUUGUCAGAUAUUGAUUAUAUAAUUUAUUGCCACUAAAAAGAUUUUUUUUUCAUUUUUUGUGUAUAGCUAUUUUGAAUCUUCACAAAGGAAAUACACUGUGAUCAAUAUUUUUGUAUCAUGUGAAGUCCAGUAAAAAAAAAAUAAAUAAAAUAUAAAGUUGUCUUAUAUAUUGUUAACUUAUUUAUAAGCUAGUCUAUUAUACAGAAAUAGUACAGAUAAAGCAGAACCAUUCCAAUGUAUUCAGUUAUUCAGCUCUAGCACUAGAACCUCCGUAUACUGUAUGAGUUUUAUCUCCAGCGAGAAUUCCAUUGCAGAAAUAAAAGACUGUUCUUAUGAAAAGGAGAAAAAUGUAAGAUGGAAAAUGAUAAAGAAAACCCAGUCGGAGCAUCGUCCAGCAAAAGUCUGCACCGUGUCACAAAUAAACAUUUUAUAUUUU
Molecule: messenger RNA, 2612 nt
Organism: Neoarius graeffei (lesser salmon catfish)
Lineage: Eukaryota; Metazoa; Chordata; Actinopteri; Siluriformes; Ariidae
Gene: vegfc
Product: vascular endothelial growth factor c
Exons: 7
Coding region: 696-1892 (398 amino acids)
Biological process (GO): positive regulation of angiogenesis; positive regulation of mast cell chemotaxis; vascular endothelial growth factor receptor signaling pathway
Cellular component (GO): membrane
Molecular function (GO): vascular endothelial growth factor receptor 3 binding; growth factor activity; chemoattractant activity
Source: RefSeq, a predicted model, not a curated record